Molecule: messenger RNA, 1621 nt
Organism: Cricetulus griseus (Chinese hamster)
Lineage: Eukaryota; Metazoa; Chordata; Mammalia; Rodentia; Cricetidae
Source: RefSeq, a predicted model, not a curated record
AUGGGGAUGUGUAAAGACUUGACAAAACCAAUGCAACAUCACGUGACUGUGAUUGCAGCAUCCACUGAAUGUGUGGUGACUCUGAGAGAGUACAGGAACAGAGAGCUUCAAGAGACCCUGGAAACCCUCAUCCGCCAAGCAGAGAAUUACACCAGUAUCCUUUUUUGCAACACCUACCGGAACAUGGCCUUGGAGGCUGCUGCUUCUAUCCAGGAGUUUUUCACCGAUGUAGGGCUCUAUUUAUUUGGAGCAGAUGUUAAUCCUGAAGAAUUUGUAAACAGAUUUUUUGACAGUCUUUUCCCUCUGGUCUACAACCAUCUCAUAAAUCCUGGUGUGACUGACAGUUCUCUGCAAUACUCAGAAUGCAUCCGAAUGGCCCGCCAGGAUGUUAGUCCGUUUGGCAAUAUUCCCAAAAGAGUCAUGGGGCAGAUGGGGAGGUCCCUGCUGCCCAGCCGCACAUUUCUGCAGGCCCUUAACCUGGGCAUUGAAGUCAUCAAUACCACGGACCAUAUGCACUUCUCCAAGGACUGCAGUCGAGCCCUCUUGAGGAUGCAGUAUUGCCCGCACUGCCAGAGCCUGACGCUCAGUAAGCCCUGUAUGGGGUACUGCCUCAAUGUGGUCAGGGGCUGCCUGGCUCACAUGGCCGAGCUUAAUCCACACUGGCACGCUUACAUUCGGUCCUUGGAAGAGCUGUCCGAGGCAAUGCAUGGGACCUAUGACGUAGAGCACGUGCUGCUGAACUUCCACUUGCUGGUCAAUGACGCGGUACUGCAGGCGCACCUCAAUGCGCAGAAGCUCCUGGACCAGGUGAAUAAGAUUUGUGGCCAUCCAGUGAGAACAGCUACACAGAGCCCCCGCUGUACUUUUGAUCCAAGGAAAGAGAAGCACGGGAUGAAGGUCUCUGCAGGGAAUGGUGAGGAGACACUUGCCAACAGAAGAAAAGAGUUCAUCAACAGCCUUAGACUGCACAGGUCUUUCUAUGGUGGCCUGGCUGACCAGCUUUGCAUUACUGAGUUAGCUGCAGCUGAAGGCAGGCCCUGCUGGAACGGGGAGGAUGUAGUUCAAAGCUAUGCUCAACGUGUGGCUGGAAACGGAAUGAAAGCCCAGUCUGGAAAUCCUGAAGUCAGAGUCAGAGGAGCUGAUCCUGUGGUGAAUCAGAUCAUUGAUAAACUGAAGCACGUUAUCCAGUUGCUACAGGGUAGAUCACCCAAACCCAACACAAGGGAGCUGCUUCAGCCGGGCAGUGGUGGAGGCAUGCUGGAGCAGUCUAGUGGAGACUGUGAUGACGAAGAUGGCUGUGGGGGAUCAGGAAGUGGAGAAGCCAAGAGGACACUAAAGGUCACAAACUUGGACUUCCCUGCUGUAGCUAACAUCCAUGUGAUGCCAGUCCUCAGUCAGAACACAGGCUCGCUGUCAGUGUGUGUGGCCCACCUGGAUGUGUGCCUCUGACAACUUCCCAAAGCCUGGGAUACCUCUGUCUCCAAUAUCACAAGAAAUUGUGGUUAUUAGCAGAUGCCUGAAAUAAACCCUGUACCUCUUGAAAAGCGUUCACCAUCAGAACUGCAGUGUACCAUCUCUUGUUAUAUUAAAAUAAAUUAAGACAAAACCCAGUUUUAAUUUA